Phytophthora sojae is the source of this 786-nucleotide messenger RNA. RefSeq lists its product as hypothetical. The annotation marks the transcript as partial. The record is from RefSeq and is a predicted model, not a curated record. The transcript has 3 exons. NCBI's taxonomy places the organism in Eukaryota, Oomycota, Peronosporomycetes, Peronosporales, Peronosporaceae.
AUGGAGAUCGUAGCAGUAGAUCGAUGGCUGCUUCAGUUCGCGGCGGUGGACGAAGAAGAGAGCGAAGCUGUGGCUAUCAGCUGCGUCGAGUUCCUGCUGUCCGAGACCAAAGCGUACUACCAGCAGCGAUGUCUGGCUCGAGAAGCGGUUCGAGCAGUCAGCACUCGGCUCCGGGACAAUGUUCUUGAUACAGUUUUUGCCGCUGCACUUGGCGCUGAACAAGCGCUGGAUAGUCACCGGUUCGAAGCCGAGAGCAGACCUGAAGCUGAGCUAAAAGAUCGCCAUGCUGUGCGCAGUGUUCCAUCCAAGAGUCCCGAAAAGCCCGCAUCGACCUUACAAGCUCUGAUGGUUAGAAAAUCUUCGUCCUCGCCGGCAUCGCGUGUUGGGAGUUCUCCGGAAAAACUUCGAUCCCGAGCAGGUGGAUUGCCCUCGAGACGAAGGCGGAAAGUCGACAAAGUCGAAACUGAGAAGCCCACAGCGAUUUAUUCGCCUCCCGUGCAAACGAUCGAGACCGAGUUUCAAGACGACGAGAAACCCGAAAUCAAAGAAUGGCGCGAGAAGUGCUUGAAAAGUCUCGAGACGUCAACGAAGAAGAGCAGUUUGUCCAAGUGGGUCACGGUUGCGCGAGCUUUCGCGAUCCCAGACAGUCGGGUCUCCAUGGAGGUGGGGGUGAUCGCAGCUCCUCCUGCCAAUAUCGCGGCGCUUGCUGCGACCCCCGUACGGAUGAAGACCAAUGUCGACAGCUUCUCUUCAAUCCUCGACCCUAAGGCGGAGGUGGAAGAGCCU